Molecule: messenger RNA, 580 nt
Organism: Vigna angularis (adzuki bean)
Lineage: Eukaryota; Viridiplantae; Streptophyta; Magnoliopsida; Fabales; Fabaceae
Product: indole-3-acetic acid-induced protein ARG2
Exons: 2
Coding region: 79-378 (99 amino acids)
Biological process (GO): response to stress
Cellular component (GO): mitochondrion
Source: RefSeq, a predicted model, not a curated record
UUCUUCUUCUCAACUCAAAGAACAAAGUCAGAGAGGGAGUCAUAGCUGAUAACAGAGUCCAUUCUAUUUCAAUCACCAAUGGCUCCUUCUUUCACCAGCGCCAAAAUCUUCUCUUCGUUCUUCCCCCAUGUUCUCACUAGACGUGGGUACGCGGUGGCAUCGCAGAACGCAACAAAAGGAGGGGUGGCUUCCAUGACCUCCAAAAUUGCAACAACGUCAGGAGAAGACAAAGGAGUGUCUCCCUACAAGGUUUCCUGGGUUCCAGAUCCUGUCUCUGGCUAUUACAAACCCGAGAACAUUAACGAGGUUGAUGUCGCUGAAUUGCGCGCUGCGCUUUUGGCCAAAAAAUUCAACAACUCAUCUCAAUCAAUUAAUUAAAAAAUUGAGAUUAAUGAUUUAACCUGUCCAGUUUAAUCAGGCUUACCGGCUCCUUGCUUGGUUAAUUAAUCUUAGACUGGAAUAUUAAUGAUGCUGAUAUGCUCUGUUCUCUCUUCAUGAAGAGAACACCUUGUUUAUCUUCCCUUGCAUCUGAUGAGUUUUCUUCACUUUUAGAAGUCAAUAAAUGGCGAUUAGUGAUGCA